ACAUUAACGAAAUUAAGAUGCUUUAUUUAUUUCAUCUCUUCAGGAUAUUUUGGUGGCUGGAACAGACACAAGCGCUGCUACUUUGGUAUGGACAAUGAGUGAAUUAAUGAAGAACCCUAAAACCAUGAAUAAAGUCCAACAAGAAGUAAGAUCAAUCAAACAUGAGAAUAUCAAUGAUAAUCAUUCUCAAAUAUGUUGUCACGUCCUUGAAGAUGAUCUAGAUAAACUAGUUUAUUUAAAGGCCGUAGUGAAAGAGACAUUAAGAUUGCAUCCCCCGGCACCACUUGGAGUCCCUCAUCUAGCAACUCAAACAUGCAAGAUAAUGGGAUACGAAAUUCAAUCGGGAGAUAUUAUCUUUGUGAACUUGUGGGCUAUUGGGAGAGAUCCCGAGUAUUGGGAAACCCCUCAAGAAUUUAGUCCCGAGAGAUUUCUAGAAAGUGCAAAGAAUAUUGAUUUUAGAGGGCAAGACUUUGGGCUUAUUCCUUUCGGGGCGGGUAGGAGAGGGUGUCCUGGAUUAAACCUAGGGGUUGCAAUUGUAGAGCUUGCACUGGCUAAUCUACUUUAUGAAUUUAAUUGGGAGCUUCCUCUUGGAAUGAAGAAGGAAGAUAUUGAUUCAGAUGUUAGACCGGGUAUUACCAUGCAUAAGAAAAAUGACCUAAUUCUUAUGGCUAAGAGUAUAAUUAGUCUUGAAUAAAUUAAUGAACUUUUAUGUAUGUGGGUGCUUUUAAGAAA
This is a messenger RNA of Impatiens glandulifera, 732 nucleotides long. Its product is annotated as cytochrome P450 71A1-like. The record is from RefSeq and is a predicted model, not a curated record. The transcript has a single exon. The coding region runs from base 95 to 694 and encodes 199 amino acids. Gene Ontology annotation, molecular function: iron ion binding; heme binding; oxidoreductase activity, acting on paired donors, with incorporation or reduction of molecular oxygen. NCBI's taxonomy places the organism in Eukaryota, Viridiplantae, Streptophyta, Magnoliopsida, Ericales, Balsaminaceae.